AUGUCGGCUGGACAUAGAGCUAUCGUUAGAGAUCGUAUGUAUCUGAGGCAAGUGCCACGUCCUCGUGUUUUUCGCGAUAGGAGUAACCCUCUGGAGGACCUAAGGGAAAAGGAGAUAUUUGCUCGCUAUUAUUUCCGGCCGGAUACGAUCUACUUCAUUGUUGAUUUAUGCCAGGCAGCUGCCCGGGACACAGGCAGGUCUUUCGCAAUACCUUUAGUGUUGUGCGUUUUAAGCUACCUGCGGUUUUUGGCAACAGGAGCUUUCCAGUUGACUGUCGUUGACACUGUCAACCUGAGCCAGCCCACAGUAAGCAGAGUUUGCCGCCAGGUUGGACAGGUGCUUUCUGCUCUUGCAGACCGGUAUAUCUGCUUCCCCUCCGGUGAUCGUGUCCGUCAAGUGAAGCAGCAGUUCGGUGCCAUGGCUGGUCAAGUGUACGAGAGCAACAAGGAACCAUUCAAAUGUAUUCCUGAGGCGUUCUGUAAUACAACCUGCCUAACAUUAAACGGGAAGGAGUAUAAGGAAGGGGAGAGAAUCCUGGAUUCAACCAUAUGUAGAAUGGACUGCGAAGUCUGCUACUGUGACCAGCACCAGGUGAAGCGUACCGGCGUCUGCACAGGCACCCCGCCACCGGUAAGUAGCACCGUCACCUCCUCGGUAACCGUCUCCCCACCAAUCUUCACUGCCUCCCCGGCCGUCCCCACCAUGACAGCCAAGUGUGUCCAGAAUGGUCACACAGCCUGGAUGAGCGUAUCAGUCCCGACGCCCUACAACCAGGGUGACGUUGAUUCCAUCAGAAACCUCCGAAGUCAAUACACAUUCUGUGACGCCAGUCAGAUGACAGCUAUCGAAUGCCGUGUCGUUGGAACAACAACAUCAUCUGCUGCUGCUGGGCAACGCGUGUUUUGUGACCUGAGGAACGGGCUGAAGUGUUACCAUAGCGAGCAGAAUCCGGGAGAACAAUGCCAUAAUUACGAAGUCAGGGUCACUUGUGACUGCAGUCUGCCACACACCACCACUGUUGCUCCAAACACGCUUCCCACAGGCUCCCCAACCCCUCGGCGAAUGGACUUGGGCAUAUCCACCACCACACUUCAUCCAAACCAAACCUUUGUCACGCCUCCUAAGCUUCCCUCGCCAUCAACCGAGUGUAAAGAGCCCGGAUGGACAAACUGGAUGAACAGCGUGAAACCUGUGGACGGGAAUGACAUAGAAUUCCUACCCGGUCUUGUCAAGAGCUUUGGAUUCUGUCGGGAAGACCAGAUCGCCUAUACUCAAUGCCGACGAGUUUCAGACAAACUGAGUUUUGAUGACACCGAAGACCUUCAGACCGUGUGUAGUACUAAGGCUGGUUUUGCCUGUUAUGGUUCAAACCAACCCGACGGCCGAUGUGACGACUAUGAAUUCAGGGUUUACUGCCAAUGUGAAAACAGCGUGUGUGACAAGCAGCUCAUCAGUGAUGUUCGGUCAGUGGGCGACACACAGUUCACGGCAUCGACUUCUGUUAGCAGCUCAACUGCCGCCAUGGCGCGCCUGGACAGCGUGAGCGGAUGGCGGGCGGCUUCCGGCGACAGAACACCCUGGGUGCAGGUCAACUUUCAGGAGCCCGUCACCGUUGCCGGCGUCAUUACACAGGCUGUAAAGGACGGAUCGGCGUACACCUCCAAGUAUACACUAUCCUACGGUAGUUUCAACUGCUCCAACUUCCAGAUCUACACCGGCACCGACGGGAAACCAAUGGUUUUCGAGGGUAACACAGGAGGCUCCGGUGAUGUUCAACAUAUUUUGCUUGAAGAGAUAAGGGCUGUAUGUGUGAGGUUAAGUCCAACUGAAUUUACCAGCGCUCCAGCCCUGAGAUUUGAUAUCCUUGGAUGCCGCAAACACAUUCCCUUAACGCCUUUAACCACAACCACUCUCAUGCCUACUCCAAGUGGACAUGUCACCGGUGUCACUACCGUGAGCAGCAACAAAACCACGCCCAUGCCCUUCAUCUGCGUUCCUGGAUGGACACCGUUCAUAAGCGUUGACACGCCCGGAGCUCUUAACACCUGGGAAAAGAGCGGACCGGGUGACACUGAACCAAUUACCGAACUCCGGAAUCUGUACGGCUUCUGUGCCUACCCAACCGGUAUCCAGUGUAGGACUAAGUUCGAUAAACUUCCGUACACGAUGUCCCUCGAUUUCGAUACUGUCUGCAACCUUGAGAAAGGAUUCGAAUGUCUGAAUUCUGCACAGGAUGGCAUGGAAUGUGGAGACUAUGAAGUCAGCUUUCAGUGCGACUGUGGAACAACCUCGCAAAUCCCAACGACAAUUUCAAAUGUAACUGGUACACCAUCGCCUCCAAAACCCGCUUGCGGAUGGACUAAUUUCAUAAACAGCUAUCCUAGAACACCGACAAGUACUGGCGACUACGAAACGAUUCAUAACGUUAGGAUGAAGUAUGAGUUCUGCGAGUUCCCCGUGCGAAUCGAAUGCAGGGAUACGGAAACGAAAAAAGACUAUAGGACUAUCAGUCAGGCAGGUGUAUCUUGUGAUGUCAACCGGGGUCUUGUCUGUGAAGACAACGGUCAAUCUGGAGGAAAAUGCAAGGAUUAUGAAGUAAGACUGUACUGUGUUGAUGCAUGCAGUUCCACAAUAAAUCCGACAGGACAUGCAACUGGUACGACGACUCUCACUCCACCUGGCCAGUCAUCCCGUACACCAACCUUGACGUCACCAGGCCACGGCAACGGUACACCAACAUUGGUGCCGACAGACAAAGCAAACAGAACACCAUCCAUGACUACAGCAGGCAAGGUCACCGCCACACCGACCCUGAAGCCACCAGGCCAAAGCACCGAUACGCCGACAUACACACCGCCCGGCCAGUCCUCAGGAACACCAACUCUGGCACCACCAGGCAAGACCACGGGAAUACAAACCUUGACACCGACAGGAAAAACCAGUGGUACACCAACCCUAACGAAACCUCGCCAAGGCACCGAUAUUCCAACACUGACACCAACAGACCAAGUCACCGGAACACCAACAUUGACGCCAACAGGCAAUAUCAUUGGCACACCAACAAUGACACCACCAAGCAAAGCCACCGACACAACUACCCUGACGCCACCAGGCCAGCGCAUCGGUACACCAACAUUGACGCCAACAUACAAAAUCAACGGCACACCAACAAUGACGCCAACAGGCCAGCACACCGGUUCGCCAACACUGACGACAACAGGCAAAGUCAACGGCACACCAACAAUGACGACAACAGGCAAAGCCACCGACACAACUACCCUGACGCCACCUGGCCAGCGCACCAGUACACCAACACUGACGACAACAGGCAAAGUCAACGGCACACCAACAAUGACGCCACCAGACCAGGGCACCGAUACGACGACUCUCACACCACCCGGCAUCUCGUCCAGAACACCAACCCUGACACCACCACGCAUGUCGUCCGGAACACCAACCCUGACACCAACAGGCAAAGCCAAUGGCACAGCAACAAUGACACCACCAGGCACCCACACUGACACACCUACCCUGACACCACCAAGCAAGGCCACCGAUACACCGUCUCUCAAACCUACAUCAGGCCAGACCACAGGAACACAAACACUAACGCCAACAGGCAAAGCCAGUGAUACACCGACAAUGAAACCACCAGGCAAAGUCACCGGCACACCGACCCUGACACAACCAGGCCAGGGCACUGCUACGCCGACUCUAAAACCACCCGGCCAGUCAUCUGGAACUCCAACCCUUACAUCACCAGGCAAGGCCACAGGAACACCAACCUUGAUAUCACAAGGAAUAGCCACCGGUAAACAAACAGUGACGCCGACCCUAAUACCACAAAGCAAAGCCAGUGGUACACCUACUCUUACGCCACCUGGCCUAGUCAAUGGUACAACACUGUCACUAACAAGCCAAGCCCCCGGUUCGUCAACCCUUAAGCCACCUGGCAAAAUCACCAAUACACCUACUCUUGCGCCACCAGGUCAAGCCAAAGGUACGCCAACCUCUAUAUCACAAGGCAUAGCCACCGGUACACCAACAGUGACGCCACCAGAAAAAGCCAAUGGCACACCGACCCUAAUACCACAAAGCCAAGCCACCGGUACACCUACUCUUACGCCACCUGGUACACAAACACUGUCACCAACAGGCCAAGUCCGUGGUUCUACUGGUACGCCUUCUCUAACCCCGACAAGCCAAGUCACCCGCAUACCGACCCUGACACCACCAGAACAUGACACGGGUACACCAACCCUGACAACACCUACCAUUACGCCUACACUUUCCGGUCCACCAAUUCCCCCGGGAACCGGUACCCCAACAUUUACACCACCGUCCAUAAUUUGCAAGGAAGGCUGGACGGACUGGAUUAAUUUGGGGAAUCCAGCAAAAUCUGAAGGAGACUUCGAAACUUACAAAAACAUUCAAGGUUAUCCAAAUACCUGUGAGGAAGUCGUGGCCGCGGAGUGUCAGAUCGCAUCUACCGGUCAAAACUAUAUGUACUCAGGCCAGGCUGUGUCUUGUAGUCCAGAAGGCUUAAUGUGUGAGGACGGGCCAUCCCAGAAGUGUGUCGACUACAAGAUUAAGUUCUUCUGCUCAUGUCCCUUAGAGAGGACAACUCCUCGUGUCACCACCAUCGUUAAGCCUCCCCCAGGCGUGGGCAGUGUUACACCCACAAUGACCCCGCCAGGCGUGAGCAGUGGUACACCCACAAUGACCCCGCCAGGCGUUGGCAGUGGUACACCCACAAUGACCCCGCCAGGCGUGGGCAGUGGUUCACCUACAAUGACCCCGCCAUCACAGAAAACUGGUGUACCGACAAUGACUCCCCCAAGCGUAACCGGUGUCCCAGGGACGACGGGACAUUACAACUGCACACAAGGUUGGACUUCCGCUAUGAGCGUCACCACUUCUGCCAUUACCGGGGACGAAUUAGAGACAAUCAGUGACUUGAGGAGAAGAUACGAGUUUUGUGACGACGAGAUGAUUGUGUCAAUAAGGUGCGCCGAUCUGAUCUCCGAAAAGACCGCCGAAGAGUUGGGUCAAAAGGUCACGUGUGACAUGACCCAAGGCCUCAUCUGUAAGGGUGCAGACCAGGCCGGUGGCAAGUGUGCGGACUACACGGUGCAGCUUUACUGCGACUGUGAAGCCCCCUUGAUGACCACUACCUUAGCUCCUCCAAUUAUACCAGGCGGUACCCCAGAGCUUCGUCCACCAUACCACGAGCAAGUCACGCCAACACUGAAGCCUAACUUGCACCCAGGAGAGAGCCCAGUCACGCCCCGAAAAUCAUGUGAUAUGCCCCUUGGAGUAACAGACAGGCAGAUCGUGUCAGAUAGCCAACUUUCAGCUUCGACUUCCUUCAAUUUUAGCUACGAAGCAACUAAUGGUCGUCUGAUGCAGCAACCUUCAGGAACGAACGGAGGAGCGUGGAUGCCAAGAUUCUUCGAUACUCAACAAUUCAUUCAAGUGGACUUCGGUCACCCCGAAAAAAUAUCCGGAGUGGUAACACAAGGACGACAGGACACUGACCAAUGGGUGGAAUCAUUCCUGAUUGAGACCAGUCUUGACGGUAUUCACUGGUACAAGUACGUGGACCGCGAUUCCAAGAAAGCCUACACCAUAUUCCCUGCAAACUUUGACCGCAACACGGCCGUCAAGUCUUUCUUCGACCGUGAGGUAGACGCCCAAUACUUGCGCAUCGUACCAAUGACAUGGAAAGGCAAGAUUGCCCUUCGUUUUGACGUGCUGUCUUGUUAUGGUCGGUCAAAAACGCAGCCUCCGGGCCAUUACACGACGGAGAGGCCAACAGUCACCACGCCAACCUCAGUUGAACCAACACCCCCUCCUUUGUGCUUGGAGCCCAUGGGUAUCGACAACCCGAUGCUCGUAAAAGACGGUCAGCUUACCUCUAGCUCUAACCUUGACUCGAUGCACGGUGCGGCUGCUGGCAGAUUAUAUAACGAGUUUACUGGAUGGGCCCCUGUUUCGACUUCCGGUAAGCAGUGGCUACAGGUAGAUCUACUAGAGCCCCGCUAUGUUUCCGGUAUCCUCACUCAGGGCAUCCCAGACAAGGACAUGUGGAGUGUACAAUAUGUUGUCUCCUUCUCCAAUGAUGGCAAUACCUUCACUGCUUACUCGGAGAAGAAUGGUGGACUCCCUAUGGUGUUUAAUGCCAACAACGAUCGUAACUCCAUCGUCAAGAUGAUGUUCAAUCGAAACAUUGUUGGACGAUAUGUCCGAGUCACACCUAUUGAAGGAGGCUGGGCGGGUAUCGGUCUGAGGUUUAACCUGAUUGGCUGCUUUAACAUAUCUACUACGGCACCGCCCAUGACAUCCCAGACAGUGGUACCACCUACUCCGUCAUUCGUCCUCCCCAACAUGACAACACCUAUUAUCAUACCUCCAACACAGAUUCCCCUAGUGUGUACCAUCCCCAUGGGUAUUGGCAACCGGUACACCAUCGGAGCCAAUCAGAUCUCAGCUUCCUCCAGCCUCGAUAUCGAGCCGAUAUCUUCUUGGUCUUCAGGAAUCAAGUUGCCAUGGACACCUGUGCCCACGGAUCCCCACCCGUAUGUCCAAGUAGACUUCUUGGAGCCUAAAGCUCUCUCUGGCGUGCUCAUUCAAGGCAGCCCGUACAAGUCUGAAUGGGUAACAUCCUACCAAGUUUACACCAGCUUAGAUGGCAAUACUUGGACACCAUACUCCGACAUUCUGAAUGCUAAAAUACCUACGACUUUCAAAGGCAACAAGGAUAACACUGGACAGGUUACUAAUUUGUUCAACAGGAACAUCUAUGGUAGAUUCAUAAGGCUCUACGCAAUCAGUUUCCACACAGCUGCUACCCUGAUCUUUGAGGUCUUCGGAUGUAAUCCAUCAGAGGCUGUCAACAUGACAACAACAGAGUCUCCAAGCGGUGUCAGCACACUUACACCCACUGUGUCCCCGCCAGCGGGCUCCAAGAACACCCCGACCAUAACUCCACCUUCACGGACUGGUACCCAAACCACACAAGGCUUUGGAAAGACUGUGUCAUUUACAACUCAAACCUACGUGGCUCCCCCAACAGUGUGUCUGACGCCAAUGGGUCUUGAGUACACCCGAACCGUGUUUGAUCGUCAGAUCACUUCCUCUUCAAAAAUAAAUGAGCACACUGGGGCUUCACAAGGCAGACUACACAGUAACUCUAGCUGGAUACCUAGUAUAAACGACUCAUCUCCAUGGAUCCAAGUCAACUUUGAAAAUACAAAACUUCUGAGCGGUAUUUUGACACAGGGAGAAAACGGAGGGCAAAGAUGGGUCACCAAAUACACAGUGGAUUUCAGCAUGGACGGCAAAACCUUCUAUCCAUACACCCUCCUUCUUGGCGACUCCAAACCCGUUGUGUUUAGUGGUAACAACGACAGCAACUCACUGGUUAGACAGCUUUUCAACAGGAACGUCACAGCGCAGUACAUCCGUAUUCAUCCUAAAGAAUGGCACGGAAAUGCAGCAGCUAUUCGGUUCAACAUCAUCGGUUGCAACCCAGACAGUCCACAGACACCAAUAGUAACGACUCCAAGUCCCUCUGUCACCCCACCAACCAACGGAACAGGUGUCGGAACCACGACCGUGUACGAGCAUAUCAGUACCAUCUCGGGAAUGGUUAUGUUCCCGCCUUCACUUUGUACAGUACCAAUGGGGGUUGCAAACACUCUGAUUGUUAAAGAUCAACAGUUGAGUGCCUCAUCAUCCAAGGAUAUGUUUAGUGGCGCCGAGAGGUCGCGAUUUGAUGCCCAGAAGGAUGGUAGUUUCUACGGUGGCUGGGUUGCAGGAGAAAGUAACAAGAAGCAGUACAUCCAAGUGGAUUUUCUGGCACCAUACUACGUUGGCGGAAUUAAGACUGAAGGACGCUCGGACAAAGACCAAUGGGUUACGAAGUACGAGAUCUAUUACAGCACGGAUGGGAAACACUAUAGUGCCCUGCCCAAGUCCUACCUGGAUAGCUCGCCAAUGGUGUUUUCCGGAAAUAAGGACUCCGGCACGCCUGUUACAAACUUGUUUAACCUCGUUGCCGCACGAUGGAUCAGAAUCCACCCAGUCGAAUGGCACAACGCCAUUGCUGUGAGAUUUGAGGUUCUGGGCUGCAUGUCUCCGUCGCGAUCACACCUUUCGACCACCGCCCUUCCCACCACUCCUACUUCUCAAAUGGCUGUAACUGGUUCCCGCCCACUUGGUACCGGUUCCACCACCGGCACAACGCCAGCGUCUAGUGUUAGCCCAACCGCCUGUGCAUACUGGACACCUUGGGUGAGCGCCAGCAAGCCAGACAAGGAGGGGGAAUACGAAUCAGCCUGGCAGUUGAAACAGCUUAUUACUUUCUGCGACUACCAGUACGUCCAACAGACCGAGUGUAGGACCACAGGUACGCACAUCCCGUUCGAUCAGACUGGCGAGAAUGGUGUGAUUUGCAACAAUGACUUGAAGGGCCUUCUUUGUUACGCCAAGAACCAAACCGACGGCAGUUGUCUCGAUUAUGAAAUCCGAGUCUUCUGUGACGAAUGUGCAUCUACACCAGCUGUUACAACAGCGGCUCCAAAGACGUGCAACCCACGCUGGCUACCUUGGAUUAACAACAUGACACCAACAACCGAUAUGAGCUACGUCGAGCACGAGUUCAUGAGCCUACAGAAACAACAAGAACUUUGCUUCGAUGGCAAAAUCACUCGAAUUGAAUGUCAAACAAUAUAUGGAGUGAGCUUCCACAGUGCUGGGACCGUGGGCUCUACCUGUGAGAUUCUUAGCGGACUUACCUGCAAGAAUAGCGACAACUAUCCUGUUCCAUGUGAUGACUACCAGGUCCGAUACUACUGCGACUGUGCACCGGCACCAACACUCCAUCCAACAGGCUUUGCAACUGGAACCCCGACAAUAACACCACCUGGUUAUACAGGCACUGGCAUUCCGACACAGACAACUGGCGGUAACAACAACGGCACUCCAACCUUAACACCACCAGGUUAUACGGGCACAGGUACUCCGACAAUAACUCCUCCUGGCUACACAGGAACUGGCACUCCGACAAUCACUCCUCCUGGCUACACCGGAACUGGCACUCCGACAAUCACUCCCCCUGGCUACACAGGAACUGGCACUCCGACAAUAACUCCUCCUGGCUACACCGGAACUGGCACUCCGACAAUAACUCCCCCUGGCUACACAGGAACUGGCACUCCAACAAUCACUCCCCCUGGUUACACAGGAACUGGCACUCCGACGAUAUCUCCUCCUGGCUACACCGGGACUGGCACUCCGACAAUCACUCAUCCUGACUACAUCGGAACUGGUACUCCGACAAUAACUCCCCCUGGCUACACAGGAACUGGAACUACAACAAUGACUCCUCCUGGCUACACCGGAACUGGCACACCGACAAUUACUCCUCCUGGCUACACCGGAACUGGCACACCGACUAUCACUCCCCCUGGCUACACAGGAACUGGCACUCCGACUAUCACUCCCCCUAGUUACACCGGAACUGGCACUCCGACAAUCACUCCACCUGGCUACAAUGGAACUGGCACACCGACUAUCACUCCCCCUGGCUACACCGCAACUGGCACUCCGAUAAUCACUUCCCCUGGAUACAAUGGAACUGGCACUCCGACAAUCACUCCUCCUGGCUACACCGGAACAGGCACUCCGACUAUCACUCCCCAAGGCUACACUGGAACUGGCACUCCGACAAUCACUCCCCCUGGCUACACAGGAACUGGCACUCCAACAAUCACUCCUCCUGGCUACACCGGAACUGGCACUCCAACAAUCACUCCCCCUGGCUACACAGGAACUGGCACACCGACAAUCACUCCUCCUGGCUACACCGGAACUGGCACUCCGACAAUCACUCCCCCUGGCUACACAGGAACGGGCACAACGACAAUCACUCCUCCUGGCUACACCGGAACUGGCACUUCGACAAUCACUCCCCAUGGCUACACAGGAACGGGCACACCGACAAUCACUCCCCCUGGCUACACAGGAACUGGCACACCGACAAUCACUCCCCCUGGAAACAAUGGAACUGGCACUCCGACAAUAACUCCUCCUGGCUACACCGGAACUGGCACUCCGACACAGAAACCUGGCGGUAAUGACAACGGCACUCCAACCUUAACACCACCAGGUUAUACAGGCACAGGUAUUCCGACAAUCACUCCUCCUGGCUACACCGGAACUGGCACUCCGACAAUCACACCCCCUGGCUACACCGGAACUGGCACUCCGACAAUCACUCCUCCUGGCUACACCGGAACUGGCACACCGACAAUCACUCCCCCUGGCUACACAGGAACUGGCACUCCUACAAUCACUCCUCCAGGCUACACUGGAACUGGCUCUCCGACAAUCACUCCCCCUGGCUACACUGGAACUGGAACUCCGACAAUAACACCACCUGGUUAUACUGGCACUGGCACUCCAACACAGAAACCUGGCGGUAACAACAACGGCACUCCAACUUUAACACCACCAGGUUAUACGGGCACAGGUACUCCGACAAUCACUCCUCCUGGCUUCACCGGAACUGGCUCUCCAACAGGCUAUUCUGGUACAGGAGUUCCAACUGUUUCUCCAACAGGCCAUUCAGGAGGGACGCCAACACUCACACCAACUACUUGUGCUAUUGUCAGUAAAUGGUCAUCUUGGGUCAACCGCCAUACACCGGAUGCGACUACAGAUGAAAUCGAGAGCAUGACAGCUGCUGAAAAAUUAACAUUCUGUGGCUUAGGAAAGAUUAUUGCUGUUGAGUGUAAAACUAUCCAUAACAUACCAAGUUACAGUACGGGAGACUUUGGUAUUAAGUGUGACAUAACCAAUGGUGCCACGUGUGAAGCCUUGGAUAACUUCCCUAUUGGUUGCCAAGACUACAUGAUUAGAUACCAAUGUCAAGAGCAAAUUUGUGGUGGUAACCAAACCACCGAUGGUACCGGAACCGGAACGUUCAGUCCAAAGGUACCCGGUCAGAACACGCCGACGGUGACACCACCCGGCGGAAGCACAGCCACACCCACUGCGGUCCCCACUACCGUCUGUGCCACAACAACACGCUGGAGCAGUUGGAUGAAUCGGGACAAACCGACCACAGGAGAAGGGGAUAAGGAGGUAAUGACCGGUGAAGAAAAACAGAAGUUCUGUCCAAGUGGCGCGAUUGCGACAGUGGAAUGUGCUUCAAUCGAUGGUGUACCGUCUUACCAGAGUAUGGACAUAGUGGACUGUAACCCGAUUACUGGAGUCUUCUGUGAUAACAGUGUGAAUAUGGGAAUGUGUUCAGACUACAUGAUUCGGUACCAGUGUGAGGAGACAACAUGUACAGGACCUACCCUGCCACCAACUACACAGAGCCAGUCCACACUCACUACUCCACAGUUCUCUCGCACAACCACAUCUCCAGGACAAGGCGGGAAACUGACAACGUAUACACAUAAAGGGACAAUGCAUACAGGAACGGUAUCCACUUUCAAACCGCCAAAGUUUGCCUCGUCUACAGCCCACCCAAACACGUCUGGAAACAAAACACCAACACAGUCACCGUCGUUGAUAUGUGAAACAAAAAAGCGUUGGUCUAUGUGGAUUGACAGAAGAACACCUGGAAUCAAUGCGACUGGUGAUCACGAAUACAUGACAACCACGGAGCUCCAACGAUUUUGCGCUAGAGGAACAAUUAGUGGUGUUGAAUGCCAAACCUUUGAUGGUACCAAUUUCGAUAAAACUCCAGACUUUGUGACUUGCACCAUGGAAAACGGUCUUAUAUGUGACGGGGCAGAGAACUUUCCGAUAACCUGCAUGGACUAUAAAAUGCGAUAUGAAUGCAUAGAAGAAAUAUGUCAAACGCCAACUGGCCUUCCUACAAGUGCUGCAGGUACACCAACAGCCCAUCCAUCGAGUGUCACUGGAGGUGUUCCAACUGUAAGACCAUCUGGAUCCUAUACAGGAACCACGACAUUGCAACCACCAGGUCUAACGGGUGAGCCAACGGCCAAUCCCCAAAUAGCAACAGGCGGAGUUCCCACUGAAACCCCUAAGCGUUCUAACACUGAAAUCCCAACAAUGCACCCAACGGGGGUUUCCGGAGAGCCAACAGCCCUUCCACCGAAUUCAUCAGGCGGGGUACCCACUCUUACCCCUAAGGAAUCUAACACUGGAACUCCAACAAUGCACCCUACGGGAGUUUCCGGUGAGCCAACGGACCAUCCACCGAAUUCAUCAGGCGGAGUACCCACUCUUAACCCUAAGGAAUCUAACACUGGUACUCCAACAAUGCACCCAACGGGAGUUUCCGGUGAGCCAACGGCCCUUUUACCGAAUUCAUCAGGCGGGGUACCCACUCUUACCCCUAAGGAAUCUAACACUGGUACUCCAACAAUGCACCCUACGGGAAUUUCCGGUGAGCCAACAGCCCUUCCACCGAAUUCAUCAGGCGGAGUACCCACUCUUACCCCUAAGGAAUCUAACACUGGUACUCCAACAAUGCACCCUACGGAAAUUUCCGGUGAGCCAACGGCCCUUCCACCGAAUUCAUCAGGCGGGGUACCCACUCUUACCCCUAAGGAAUCUAACACUGGAACUCCAACAAUGCACCCAAUGGGAGUUUCCGGUGAGCCAACGGACCAUCCACCGAAUUCAUCAGGCGGGGUACCCACUCUUACCCCUAAAGAAUCUAACACUGGUACUCCAACAAUGCACCCAACGGGAGUUUCCGGUGAGCCAACGGCCCUUCCACCGAAUUCAUCAGGCGGAGUACCCACUCUUACCCCUAAAGAAUCUAACACUGGUACUCGAACAAUGCACCCUACGGGAAUUUCCGGUGAGCCAACGGCCCUUCCACCGAAAUCAUCAGGCGGGGUACCCACUCUUACCCCUAAAGAAUCUAACACUGGAACUUCAACAAUGCACCCUACUGGAGUUUCUGGUGAACCAACGGCCCAUCUAUCAACCGGCCGUACUAGUAUACCAUCCGUCAAUCGCUGUACACAGAGUCAUUGGAGCUCAUGGAUUAACCGAGAUAACCCUAACAUUGGUGUCGGCGACUACGAAAGUAUGACUGACAAAGAGAAGGCUGAUUUCUGUAUUGGUGGCAAUAUCAAGAGUAUUGAGUGCGUCACAACCGACGGGGUUGCUUCCUACAGCUCCGGAGAAAUAAUGUCAUGUACGCUUCUUAACGGAUUUUCUUGCAACAAUCAACAUAAUGCUCCGGUCCCUUGCAGUGACUACAAAAUCCGAUACUUCUGCCUGUGUGAAGGUAUGUUCACAUUCGUUGUUAAACCCACAUCUACCAUUCCGUUUAACGGUACGCUACCCCCGACCCUGCAUCUGACAUGCGGCUGGUCUCCGUGGCUAAAUGGUGAUAGACCAAAUUUCGGAUCCGCAGAUGCAGGCGACCUUGAAACAAUAGGGUCUCUUAAAACCAAGUUUGGUCUCUGCAAGAAUAUCGUUGACAUUUCAUGCCGGGUUGCUGGUACGGACACACUGGCUGAUGCUGCAGGACAGACGGAGGUGCUUUGUGAUUCGGUGAAUGGACUGCGUUGCUACAACAGAGACCAGCAGGGAGGAAUGUGCUACGACUACGAGGUCAGUGUGCUCUGCUGGGCUGCUGAAUGUUCCCAACAGGUCACUCCAACAUUAGUGACGGGAGCCAAUAGAACCACUGUAUCACAAUUUACAGUCGUAUGCCCACCUGGCGAGGUCUGGGAAUCAUGUGCACAGAACUGCAGCGAUCUCUGUGAAAGUUACGCCCAGUCGACCGGCCUGUGUAACUCGGAAAAUCCGUGCGUACCAAUGUGCAGGAACCCAAUCGUUAAGCAUAAAUGCGCCCUCGGUGAACUGCUUAAGGACAAGAAUACUUGUGUGGCAAAGCAGAUGUGUCCUUGCAUCAAACCGGACGGUUCCGUUGCGCAGGCAUACGAGACAUGGCCUAGCCCUACCGACAACUGCUCCCUGUGUCAGUGUUCGAACAAUGAGAUCAACUGCAAAACAUAUGAAAACUGUUAUGCCAUACCCCAGGCAACAACAACUACACUUAUACCACCCAUGUUGAACGGCAGCAUCCCUACUAUCCGGCCAAUUAUUACAUAUCCCGAUUGCGGCUGGACUGCUUGGAUCAACAGCGACAGACCAUCGUAUGGAAAUGGCGAUUUUGAGAUUAUCUCCAAUAUCCGCCGUUUACACCAUUUCUGUGUUAGUCCUCUUCUUAUUGAGUGCAGGGAUAUUCGUACCCACACCGCCGUGAAAGACGGGUCUCAGAAGGUCUCCUGUGAUGUUACAACUGGAUUGAAGUGCUUGAACACGGACAAUGCGGGAGGAUGUAACGACUAUGAAAUCAGAUUCUUUUGUCCAUGCGUUUCGACAACAGUUUCACCCAACCCAGGUUCGAAUAGAACUCCAACACAGCAUCCGAUAAGCGCCUCAACCGGCUUUCCUAGUGAGAAACCAAAUAGAAACUUCAACAAAACAACAACAAAACAACCCAUGAGCGUAUCUGGUGGAACUCCAACACUGAAACCAACGAUGAAUAAUACUACUACCAACAGUCAUUCAACAAAACAACCAGUGCAUAGUGGAGUUACACCGACAAUGUCACCAACGGCACCAGGCGUUGGUGUAUCUACUGCUGGACCAGUCCUUUGCGGUUGGACGACUUGGAUGGACGGGCAUAAGCCUGAUGCUUCCACAGGCGAAUCUGAAACGUUUUCAGAACUGAGAACUAUAUACCAGUUCUGCAAAGACAUUGAUAUCCAGGGCAUUGAAUGUAGGGUAAAAGAUACGCAUGCAAUGAUCAAUCAAACAGACAAAGUUAAUGUCAUGUGUACCAUUGCAUCUGGUGGUUUAAUGUGCUUCGGCUUCGAACAGCCAACAGGCCGGUGCUUGGACUACGAAAUCCGUAUUUUCUGUGAACCAGCGGGACAGGUUUGUUCUGGUACAUCAACUGGCAAACCAUCAGCCGGCAGUUCCAGCCUUACACCAACAUUGCCACCACCUGAGCACACAAACGGCUCCCCAACAAACAAACCACCUGGAAUGUCAGCCAAAUUGCCCACCGCUUUCCCACCGGGAAUGUCAACUAAAUUGCCCACAGCUCACCCACCAAGCAAAUGCGUAGAGAAAUGGUCGCCUUGGAUAAACAGAGACACACAGCCAGACGGAAAGGAGCAUGAACACAUGAAUGCGACAGAAAAGGCGACAUUCUGUGUCGACGGCAGGGUGUCUGGAAUCGAGUGUAUGACCAUCGAUAACAUUGCUAGCUACAGUUCUGGCGAGAUCCUUGAAUGCUCCAUGGAAAAUGGACUUAUCUGUGAGGACGCUGUGAACGCACCAAUUCCAUGCAGUGAUUACAAAGUCAGAUACCACUGUGAAUGUCCAGUUCCCCCAGUCGUUUGUCGUGAGAAAAUGGGAAUGGAAAACGGGCAUAUUGUGACCAACAUGAUCAGUGUCUCCUCAUCUCGAGACGGCAACCUUAACCCAGCCUCUGCCCGACUUAACAGCCACGGCGCAUGGACACCAAACCAUAACGAUCAGAAACAGUAUAUCCAGGUGAACUUCCUGAAGCCCAUGCUGCUGACAGGAAUAAUCACACAGGGACGCGAGAACAGCGGUUCGUAUGUGACAUCAUACAAAGUUCUCUUCUCUAAUGACGGCUUCAUUUGGUCACCAUACCAGGAUUUUGGCCAAGACAAGAAUUUUUCCGGCAACAACAACUCCGGAUCAAUGGCUACCAACUGGUUUGAACAUCCGAUCAGAGGGCAGUACAUUCGAGUUGUGCCGCUCACCUGGAAGGGAGUUAUUGCCAUGAGGAUGGAACUUCUUGGCUGUUACGAAGGUUACCCAAGUGUCACGACCGUACCUCAACCAACUUUCACUCAAUCAGUUGUUACACCAAAUACACCACCGACUGUUUCGAACAGCUGUAUCUUCUGGGAUGUCUGGGUCAAUGAAGGUCAUCUUACUUUGACCUUGGGCGGAGACUCCGAGCCAAUAUCCGCACUCCAAUCCUUGUCUGAACGGUGCACAACUCCAAUCAUGAUUGAUUGCGUCCGGGCCAGCGACGAGCUUCCGUAUGACCAGGCUGGCCAGAAGGUCAAGUGCGAUCUCUGGAAUGGACUACAGUGCUUUAAUGCGGACAAUUCUCCACUGUGCUACGACUACAAGGCUAGAUUAGGUUGCCUGAAGAACACAACAGAAUGUUUGAACUCAGUCAGUACCACUCAACCCGGCACGACGAGCACUGUCAACAAACGGGUUCUCCUGUGCUUCGAAGGUUUGGAUAUCUCCGCCUGUCCCAAGGAUGGCUGUGCAGAUGGACUCUACUGUGAUGGUCGCCAGUGUGUCACCAAGGACAAGUGCCCAUGUUUGGUGGAUGGACAGAUUCUCAUGUCUGGAGGAUUCAAGGAGAGGUCCAACUGUGAAACGUGCCAAUGUAUCGCUGGCGAAGUAAAUUGCGAACCAAAAAAAUGUUCGCCUUGUCUCCAGGGAUUCUCGUUGGUUAUUAACAAGACAACAUGUGAAUGCUCAUGUCGGUCUUGCCCUCCGGGCGAGUUCCGGUGCGGAAAUGGAGAGUGUAUCCCGCAGGAGAGACGAUGUGAUGGAAUCAUCGACUGUAUUGAUGAUGAAGUUGGUUGUGUGUCCACUCCGAUGUUUACACCACCCGUAUACGCGACUGCUACACCAACCCUCCCACCCAAAUCAAUAGGCACUGGCCAACCUACUGCUAUACCACCAGUCAACGGCACAUCACCCACAGCCACGUUUGCCCCAGUUCAGUGCAAUAGUCAAUGGACAUCUUGGAUCAACACGGAUACUCCGGACACAGGCGAUGGAGAUAGGGAGUCCUGGACAGCUGCACAGAAAGCUGCUUUUUGUCCAAACGGAAAGGUUUCCCGUAUCGAGUGCAUGACGUCUGACGGUAUUGCAUCCUACAGCUCCGGUGAAAUCAUGCAGUGUACUGUUGAAGGUGGAGCUGUUUGCCUAACCGCUGACAAUGCACCUAUGCCAUGCAGUGACUUUAAGAUCAGAUACUUCUGCGAUUGCAAUGGUUCGACCAAAUCCAUGCAAGAACAAAUAUCUACUGCAGGCCCUGGUCAGUGUACUAGGGGUUGGUCAUCUUGGAUUAACACAGAUACCCCUGAUAGUGGUGAUGGAGACAGAGAGUCCUGGACAGCAGCCGGGAAAGCUGCCUUCUGUCCAUAUGGCAAGAUAUCCCGUAUCGAAUGCAGGACGAUCGACGACAUCGCAUCUUACAGCUCCGGAGAAAUCAUGCAGUGUACCAUUGAGGAAGGAGCUGUCUGUUUAAACAAUGACAACUUCCCCAUACCGUGCAGUGACUACAAGAUCAAAUAUUUCUGCGAAUGUGCAGUAUCUCCGACGUUGCACCCAACUGGCGCAUCUGGGGGUAUACCGACAGUUACUCCACCUGGCGUAAUAUCACAGACUCCCAACCUUGUUUCUGGUUCGACCACCUCAUUGCCCGGACAAGUGACCACUGGUGCCCCAGUCCAGUGUUCUAGCAACUGGUCAUCGUGGAUCGACACAGACACUCCCGAUAGUGGCGAUGGAGACAGAGAAUCCUGGACAGCUGCCCAGAAAGCUGCAUUCUGCCCAUAUGGCAAGAUAUCCCGUAUCGAGUGCAGGACGAUAGACGACAUCGCAUCUUACAGCUCCGGAGAAAUCAUGCAGUGUACCAUUGAGGAAGGAGCUGUCUGUUUAAACAAUGACAACUUCCCUGUACCGUGCAGUGACUACAAGAUCAAAUACUUCUGCGAAUGUGCUGUGUCUCCGACGUUGCACCCAACUGGCACAUCUGGGGGUAUACCGACAGUUACUCCACCUGGCGUAAAAACACAGACUCCCAACCUUGUUCCUGGUUCGACUACCUCAUUGCAAGGACAAGUGACCACUGGAGCUUCAGUCCAGUGUUCUAGCAACUGGUCAUCGUGGAUAAACACGGACACACCCGAUAGUGGCGAUGGAGACAGAGAAUCCUGGACGGCCGCCCAGACGGCUGCAUUCUGCCCAUAUGGCAAGAUAUCCCGUAUCGAGUGCAGGACGAUCGACGACAUAGCAUCAUACAGUUCGGGAGAAAUAAUGCAGUGUACCAUUGAGGGAGGAGCUGUCUGUUUAAACAAUAACAACUUCCCUGUACCGUGCAGUGACUACAAAAUCAGAUACUACUGUGAAUGCACUGACUCUGGUGCAAGUACUUCAACCAGUCACGGACAAGUGACCACUGGUGCGCCUGUCCAGUGUACUAGCACUUGGUCAUCGUGGAUUAACACGGAUACCCCUUACAGUAACGACGGAGACAGGGAGACUUGGUCGGCCGCCCAAAAAGCUGCUUUCUGUCCGCAUGGCAAUAUUACCCGUAUCGAGUGCAGGACAACGGACGAUAUCGUAUCUUACAGUUCAGGGGAAAUCAUGCAGUGUAGCAUUGAGGGCGGAGCUGUCUGUUUGAAUGAUGAUAACUUCCCUGUACCGUGCAGUGACUACAAGAUCAAAUACUUCUGUGAAUGUACAGCCGAACCAACAUUACCACCACCUAUAGGACAAUCGCCAAGGACAACCACAAUGGGAAUGCCGCCAACUAUCCGAACCACGCACACUCACGGCGGGCCAUCAAUCGUUCCUUGCCUUACGCGGUGGUCAAGGUGGAUUAACCGGGACCAGCCAGACAGUGGAAGAGGUGAUAUUGAGAAGAUGAACGCUCAUGAACUAAAUGUGUUCUGUCCCGAAGGACGUAUCAAGGGUAUCGAAUGUUUUACAGUCAACGGAACCGCGUCUUACAAAAGUGAGGAAAUGUUGUCAUGCUCCAUCAACAACGGAUUUGAAUGUUUAAAUGACAACAACUUUCCAAUUCCAUGCAGUGACUACAAGAUUCGAUACUACUGUGACUGCGAAGUGUCUCCGUUCAUUUCAACCCCACACGGGCCAGUAAUGCAAAACCGAAACACGCCAGUUCCAGCAAUUAAGCCCCCGUGCAUACCGGAGAAGUGUCUUCCGAUGGUGAAGCCAGUUUUGAAAGAAGGGGAGGAGCUUCAGACAGUGAUAGACGCGAACGGGUGCUGCUUCAAGCACAUAGUCGUGUGUAAGCCGAACCUAUGUGCCCCGCCAAUACUCAACUGCCCCGCUCCAAUGUCACUUGAACCAGCCGUUGGAGAGUCUGAUUGCUGUCUUACGUACAGAUGCAUGUGCCCUACCAUUUGUCCAACAACGACGAAACCUGUUUGCAAACCGGACCAAGACGCUGUUGAGAUACAAACAAGAUGUAACUGCACGUUGUUUGCAUGUAUGACGAAAAUUCUCGUGUUUCCGCCACCGGGCCAGAACACGUGUCAAUAUAAACUAGCGGAUAACACGACACAAACAUAUCAGACUGGACAGUCUUGGUCUGACGGCGUCUGUACCCACUGUGCAUGCCUCGAUAAAGGGGGCGUGGCCGACACUGUGUGUCAGAAGGAAACAUGUCCUUCUUGUCCACAGGGUUAUAAAACUAUUGCCCGACUGGACCAAUGUUGCGGAGAUUGCCAGCCAAAUGGAUGCAUUAACAACGGAACUAUUUACAAGGACGGUGCUACAAUGGAGACGUCAAAGAAAUGCUACGACAAACUGUGCAUCUUCGACGCGGAACUCGACAUGUUCCUCGUGUCAGAGACCCACGUGCAAUGUCCUGCCUACGAACAGCUGGCCGAUUGCAAGGCGAACGAGGAAACCUACGACGCCACAGGCUGUUGCAUGAAAUGUCUACCUGAACGUAACGUCACAAGCCAUUCAUGUCAGACAUGCGCUCCACGGCUCGUUGUUGGAAACCCCAACGAUACGAUUGGCUACUUCACGAUUAUGGACAACAUGGAAGUUUGCAAAAACGUUGAACCUAUUCCCGACUUGCUCGAAUGUUCAGGGUUCUGCAAUUCGCGCUCUUCCUAUAGUCACGUGAUGCAGGGAUUCACCGAUAGUUGCAAUUGUUGUCAGGCAACCGGAAGUGAAACAAGGAACGUGCAGCUUACGUGCAAGAAUGGGAGAAAAAUCACCAAGUCAUACUCUGUGCCUAAAUCGUGUGGCUGCAGUGCAUGUUCUGGCGCGAAAUAAGCUCGGGCAAAAGACACUAACUUGCACUUUACUUGACAAUGUGUUAACACUGAACGGACUUCCAAAAUGGACUUGAUCGACUUUACAAGUGUAUAUUUUAUUUAUAAAUUUCCAUAUCAUAAUGAAAUAGCUUUUAGCGUAAGUAAACGUUUGUUAUACAUCUUGAGAGUAAUUUCUUGUUGUAGUUAUAUUUAAUUUACAAAGUAGGUACACAUUUGUGUUGACCUGACCAUUUUGUUGUGAUUUGGAAAUAAAGCAUAUCU
Messenger RNA from Mya arenaria, 20381 nucleotides. RefSeq lists its product as uncharacterized. The coding region runs from base 1 to 20118 and encodes 6705 amino acids. NCBI's taxonomy places the organism in Eukaryota, Metazoa, Mollusca, Bivalvia, Myida, Myidae. The record is from RefSeq and is a predicted model, not a curated record. Gene Ontology annotation, molecular function: protein binding. The transcript has 71 exons.